AUAUUGUCAGAUAUAAUGAUUAUAUGUUAGGCAUGCCGGUCUGAAUAUAUUGAGCAAUUAUUUCAUUCAACCAUUUUUAUGUCGGUAUAUUAAUGCUAUAACAUGUAGUUUAAGUCAAUAUUAACGUUGUUGGUGCAUAUGGAGUAGACUUCUGGAUUGUUAUCAUAUUGGUUAUGGAAAAAACUGGCAUUCUACAGGAGUGGAAUUGAUAGGAAAUGACUUAUGCUAUUUUAUGAAUACCGAGUGCUUCAAAAAAAAAGCAACAACUUAAAGAACCAAUACGUGUUUAACAAUACAAACGUGUUCAUGUGAAGUGGCCAAUGUCGUCCUCUUAUCGGAAUAACAAGGCUAUCGAGAUGGCUGAGGAAAAUGAUGAAAUGAUCAAGGACAAUAACUCUGCACUGGGUUAUGUUACAGGAGGUGUAGACUCUGAUGAUGGAGGGGGUCUUGUCUGUUGUGGCUACAUACUCUGGGCUCUGUCUAUGCUCGUUAUCAUCUGCACCCUUCCGUUUUCACUGUGUCUUUGUAUCAAGGUGGUCCAGGAGUAUGAGAGGGCCGUUAUAUUCCGCUUGGGUCGGUUAUUAUCAGGAGGGGCCAAGGGACCAGGGCUGUUUUUCAUUGUGCCAUGUAUCGACUCCUAUACCAAGGUUGACCUGAGGACUGUGUCAUUUGAUGUGCCACCACAGGAGGUAUUGACCAAAGACUCAGUAACAGUUGCUGUUGACGCUGUGGUUUAUUACCGGGUAAACAAUGCGACCACGUCCAUUACUAACGUGGAAGACGCUAACCGGUCCACGCGACUCCUGGCGGCUACGACGCUCCGGAACGUGCUGGGGACCAAGAAUUUGAGCGAGAUUCUCGCGGACCGGGAGGCAAUCUCUCACCAGAUGCAGACGUCUUUGGACGAGGCAACAGACCCGUGGGGUGUGAAAGUGGAGAGGGUCGAGGUUAAGGAUGUUCGUUUACCCGUACAGUUACAGAGGGCCAUGGCGGCGGAGGCGGAGGCCGCACGUGAGGCCCGGGCUAAGGUGAUAGCGGCGGAGGGCGAACAAAAAGCGUCACGUGCUCUUAAAGAAGCGGCAGACGUCAUUAUGGAAUCUCCCGCCGCCAUCCAGCUCCGGUACCUCCAGACGCUUAAUACAAUCUCGGCGGAGAAAAACUCCACCAUCAUAUUCCCCCUGCCCAUAGAACUGUUCUCCUCUUUCAUGAAAAAAGACAGAGGGUAACAGGAACACAGUUUUAGUAGCGGUGGUGGUUUAAAAAUAUGUUAGUGUGAUGAGAAUUCGAGAAAUAAGGUUGAGAUAUCCAUCUCUUUGUCCGCCCAUUUGCUUUCUAUUUGUGGAACCCAUGAGUUUUGAAUUACUCUACAAAAUGAAGUUAUUCUUAACAGCAGUAUGCCUUUACUACUGGAAUAGCCAGGGUCCCGAGGAUAACCAUUUUGGUGUAUUACUCAUUGUAUUUGUAAAACAACAUUGAUUCUAGCCUUUAACGAAUUUAGACAUUGGGUUUGAGUUGAGCUUUUCAACAUGAAGAUCCCGUUCAAGAGCCUUUUGUGUUGAAUAUCGUGGUAAAUGGAGGUUUGGUGGAAUAUAAAUAUAGCUUGUUUUUCCUUUGGAAAGUCUUAAAUAUGUAUGAGUAAUUACAUGUGUGUCUGCAUUAGUCAAGUUGUACAGUGAGCCUCUUAUGCGCAUAUAUCUAAUCAUAUCUAUAUGUGUACAUUAUCUUUUCUCCGUGAGUUGUCAUACGAGAGGUUUUAUCUUGUCUAACAUAUUCAGUUCAUGUUGCUCAUUUGAACUCUGGGUUGAUAAUACUCUUAUAGCAUACCUCUAGUUACUCAGCCCUCUAGGGCGGGCAGACGCUUACAGGGUGAGAUAUCACGCGGAAGCCAAAAUUUCAACUUGACGGAAUUUUGUAGGAAGAUGCAACACUAAAAUUUUGGCCAAGAAUUGCAUCAUUAAAAUACAAGCAAAUCUAAAAUAAUUUACGCGUGUAGAAGCAGAAAGUAGCAUAACCUUUUAAAGGUUAAGAAAUAUUUUCAUAUUUUUUCUGUCAAAAAAGUUAUUUAGAAAUUAACGUCACUUACUUGUUUGUUUACGUCGGUUGUGACCUGUGGUGACCCAUGAGAGAACCCUUUUGAAAUCGCGUGAUUCCUUACCCUGCUCAACAUAAAUGCUUUUUUUUGUUACUAAUCUAUAAAUAUUCUUUCUUUACUUAGCUUACCGUUUUUAACAGUACAAUUUUCUUUGUUAUCACAACUGGUAUUCGUUAUAAUUAAAUUAUAAUAACUGUUUACAUAAGUUUUAUUUUUUGCAGCACCAUUUUUCUUCGUUAGCAUUUAACUAUGACCGUUAUUGCUUUACACCGCUGUGGGUUUCCUUAACAUUAUAACUGUUCUUUCGGGACAUAACUGUUUUUCCUUAACAUUAUAAUAAUUCUUUCCUUACAUAAAUGGGGACUUCCAUAACAUUAUAACUGUUAUUUCUUUACAUAGCUGGGGUUUUCCUUAACAUUAUAAUAGUUCUUUCUUUACAUAAAUGGGGAUUUCCUUAACAUUUUAACUGGUUUUCCUUAAGAUUAUACCUAUUCUUUCUUAACAUAAGUGUUGUUUAUUAUCAUUAAACUAUAAAUGUUCUUUCUCUUAAUAAAUGUUUUUCAGUAACAUUUCCACUGUAAGUUCUUAGGAAAAGUAUUUGUCCUGAAUAUCUUACGUACGUUUUUUUACGUGACUGUUUUGCCUUAACAUAAUGUAAAACUGUUCUUCCAAUACCAUAUGUGUUUCACUUAUACAUAUUUACAUGUUAGUAUAAUACUGAAAUAUAACACAUGGUGCUUUGCUCAUUUUAUUAGUUCCAUAAAAAAAUAAAACUUUUGACUAUUUUACUCUUCUCUGAAGUAAGUGCCAUUCGCUAUACUGCUGUUUAUUGUUGCUCGCCUGUUUCAUUCGUAACAACUCGGUCAUCUCCGGCAAGCUUCGGGUUGGACCUCAUGAAUUGGCUUCAAAAUAUACGAACAUGUGAUGAGGUGAUUAACUCAAUUAUCAUUACAAUAAGUAGAACCAUUCGAGAACGUACGAGUCUUGCGGUUUCCAAAACUUUGGGCACAAUCGUUCAAUACGUGAAAACAAAAUUGGAAAAUGUAUAUUGUUGUCAUUCUAUUUGUUACAUAUACCACACGUAUGGAAGCGUAUAUCGUGUAUAAUAAAAAUAUGAUAAUGUUCUCUUGUCGAAUUGUUUUAUGUCGACUUAACGCGUUACUUUGUCAACAUUAUGUCGAAUUCUGUUACUUGCUAACUGGAUAUGUUGGGUCGAAUCAGGUUAGACAUGUUAUGUCGACUUAAUGAUAAAUGAUAAAUCGACAAAGUAUUAUAUCAAAAUAUCAAUCUUAAUAUCCACUUUAUAUGUGGAGAAGUCAGCAUAAAUUUGCCAGCAUGUUAUGAUGUAUGUAGCUCGUAAUGUCGACAUGAAACUUUUCGACACAAGACUACAUGAUGACGUCAUCAGUACACACAAUAUACGCCUCCAUAGACAUGCGCAUUGGUUUCUUCGCUUUAUAAAUAUAUAAAUCAAAACUUGUUUAUGUAUUUUACAACUCAUUUUAUAUGUCUGCUUUAAUAUCAACAGAAAACACACUGUAUAAAUGCUCUUUGAUUCAAUGCAAGUAAAUUCUCAAUUUAUUUUCCUUUUUGGGUCAGUAAUUUAAUACGUGAUUGAUGCCGGACGUUGCUGAUAAAAGACAUAAAAUGUAUCUUUACUCCGAUAACAGUAACAUUAUCGUAUAAAAUAACGAAAUUUUAAUGAAAUUGCAAUAGUUUAGCCUUAUAUUUACGGCUAAUAUUUAUUUGCAUUCAUUAUUUGAUACAUAUUCGUCGUAACUUAUAUUAUUGAUAUGUAUUCCUCAUUUCUGUGCUAGAAGUUGAGUAUCUUAUAAUAUAGGGUGCGGUUAUCUAGGUACAAAGGCGCAUUUCUAUUUACUAGUUAUUAAACAAGGGAUGUUUAGUUGUUGCGUCACUUUUUGUUGUAUAUUUGUAUAUAUCUGUUGUCAAUGUCUAGCGUAUCUAUAAGUAUCAUCUUUAUUCCAUAUAAUAAUAACAUUAUCAUAUAUAAUAAUGAAAUAAUAAUGAAAGAAUAAUGAACUAUAAAUGAAAUGAAAAUACAAUAAUGUAGUCAUUCAAGGAUGUGCAAUAGUUCAGCCUUAUAUUUACGGUUGCGAUAUAUUUUUAUUUGCUAUUUGAUAUACGUCGUAACUUAUAUAAUUGAUAUGUAUUCCCAAUUUCUGUGCUAGAAGUUGAGUAUUUUAUAAUACAGUGUGCGGUUAUCUGUGGUUACAAAACCGCAUUUCUAUUGAUAAGUUGUUAACAAGGGGUAUUUGGUUAUUACGACACUUUUUGUUGUCAAUGAUUUGUAACAAUAAACGUCUC
This is a messenger RNA of Mya arenaria, 4417 nucleotides long. RefSeq names its product band 7 protein AGAP004871-like. NCBI's taxonomy places the organism in Eukaryota, Metazoa, Mollusca, Bivalvia, Myida, Myidae. Bases 321 to 1226 code for a protein of 301 amino acids. The record is from RefSeq and is a predicted model, not a curated record. The transcript has 9 exons. Gene Ontology annotation, cellular component: plasma membrane.